UGUGCAGCAGGUGCAGGAGUCAACCGGUGUGCCUAUUCACAGGACCAUUCNAGUGCUGUGCACCAUGUCCCUGCAGGCCUGGGAUUGGGAGGAAGAGGAAGGGUCAAGCAUGGGGCCCCACUCCGUGGCCAGCGAAAGCGAGACGGAGGAGAACCUGAAAUCCAGGAUCCCAGCCCAUGAUUGGGACUCUGAGGACCAGUUCAGCAGCAGCCUGCAUUCCUCAGAGGGGCCUGCCUGCAUCUCUAACUCUGAUGUGCCCCAGAUUGUCCCCUGCAGAUUUGAGAUCUCACUGGCCUUCCCUGUGCUGCUAGGUAAUAAGGGAAAACCCCCAAAUGUACCUGAUAAAAAGAAGUCUGCUAAAUCAGAAACCCGGGCUGGAAAGGCUCGUCAAUUCUACCACAUUGAGUAUUUUUUCCUGCCUGAUGACAUAGAACCCAAAAUAGUUGAUGUUGUGGUGUUUCCUAACGUAGCCAAAGUGUUUCUGGAGUCGGGAACAAAGACUGUAAAGCCAUGGAGAGAUGACGACAAAGUCUGGGUGUCAUGGAGCCAAACUUUUCAUGUCAACAUGACAAAGGAAUUGUUAAAGAAACUGAAUUUCCACAAAAUCACCUUGAGGCUCUGGGACACCAAAGACAGAGUCUCAAAAAGAGCCAGGUACCAGCGGGUGAAGGCCUCAGCCUAUUCGGAAGACUUGGAGUCUCUUGAGGAAGUGAAACAUUUGGUUUUGAGUCAUAAAAAGUUGUCUUUAGUUUCCAUUGGUAAAACCAACACUAUCUCCGAAGAGUUGAAAGAGGAGAACCUACCAGGUGACCAAGAAAAGGCAGAAAAACACUUGAAGUCUCCACAAGAGCCUGAAACCCCUUCUAAGAAUGAUGAGGAGUGUGAGAAGUUACUGAAGAUGGAGGAGUCUCCUUUGUCUAGACGGACCAUUUCAAAGACACCCAUUUCUCUGAGUGGAGCAACCAUGAUGGAGAUCAAAGAGCUCAUUGAGAAACCAUCGUUGACCAGCUUAACAAACAUGCUGGAGAAGCAAAAGUCUCAGCGUUGGGCUCUAAUCAACUCCCCAGUGAUGGGCAUUGAAAGUGUCCCUUUGGCCCACUUCCAGUGCUCAGCCACACUGGAUCUACAGCUUUGGCUUCCAUGGAAGCAGAGCAUCUUUUCCAUCCAGUUACCCAUCGUGCCGCUCCUUGCCGGCUGGCAAACGGUCAUCUGCCGUGGCAGUGAGAAGUCGGCCAACAUUUUAGAUUGCUUUUUGACUUUAAAAACAGAAGUUCCUAUCAUGACUGAACAGCAAAAACAAGACCUGAACCCCCUGAUCAUAAAGAUCAGGUGUGUCUCUUGCCUUCCGAUCCAGCCUGUAUCCAUUCAUGAUCUGGAGAGGCUGUGUAGCCCUGUGUACUGCAGAUACCAGUUCCACAAGACUCCAGUUCACGAGACCAAGAGAGAGCCCCAUGGGACUCAUGUAGUUUUUCGAGAUAUCAACGUCAUCUUCCUUGGGGCCAUGAACCCUAGUGACGUGAGGGAAUACCUGGAGGGGCCCCCCAUGGUCGUUGAAGUCCAUGACAGGGAUCGGAAGUUAGAGGAGUAUUCCCGGAAGCCUGCCCUGUUUGGAGAGGACCUGAUAGAUUCAUACUUCAAUCUCCAGGCUUUCGUCUCUCACAGAGACACAGAGACGAACCCCUAUGAGUCGCAGAAUAAGAUUUGGGAUCCUUAUGGCGUUGCCCGGGUCAGUUUUGCUGACCUCCUCCUUGGUUAUAAGUACUUGAAUCUGAUUGUCCCCAUCCACAACUGUGAGCCAAAGUCUCCCAACUGGAGCCAGGAUAGCAGGAACCGAAGGACUAUGGGAGUCCAAGUGCCCACAGAUGUCCUUCAGCACAGCUCAAUUCCCAAAGGCAACUACCUGGAGGCCAACUCUUUACUCAAGCUCCGAGUGGACAUUGCAGUGCCCCUGAGUGGUUGGUCCAGAGCUCCCGAGUUGGACCUAAUGGGUACCCAUUUUGGCCGCAUCAUUUUUGUGUUCCAUGCCAAGAAACUNUCCCUCCUCCAGAGCCUGCUGCAGGACAUCACCAUGAUCAAUGCUAAAGCCCUGGAACUGGACUGUUAUCCCCUCCAGAACAUCCAGCAAAUCCUGUCGGCCUUCAAGGUGCGUGUGAAGAUCCAAGAGCAGCAGGACNUGGAUGUGCUCACGGGCUUCCAUCUGCUGGAUGGAAAGAUCCAUCUUUUUAUUCUAGAAGGCUUGGCAGACCGUGGCUUGAGGCAGCUGUGGGAGAGUUACCAGAGCAGUGUUACUGCCNCCAACCGUGCAGCAUGCAAGGUGCUCUAUGACUCCAGGUUGCUCUUCUGCCACCGCCUGUACGCUGACCUGGAGACCAUCCUGUACCACGUACAUUUGUUCAGGCCUGUGUCAGUGCUCCUGCGGUACCCUGCACUCUAUAUUCGUGGGGCUGUGUCACGUAUGGCCUUUAAGGCACUGUCNAGGAUCCAUGACAUCUGCCACAGUAGCACCAGGCUCAANGAGGUGGUUAUGAGAGACCUGCUGCCUUCCUCCUCCAUGAUUAAAGAACUGAGCCAAGANUUUGGGAUCCCCAUUUCUCAGGAAGAUCUCACAGAUGGAAAGCUAUUGACCGCAUUGCCCCAGCCUGAUACCAGUAAUGAGGAUAUCCAACGUCGGACUUCUACUCUCCCACUGGAGAUACAAGUCCACCAGGAGAAGUACCUGCAAUGGCGGAACGACAUGCUGCUAAAGAACCAGGUCCACAGGGAUAGCAUUGUCCAGAAAAAUAUCACAGAAGCCUACCAGUUCACCAAGAAGUCUCAAAAGCCAAUGAGGAAAGUCAUUAGAAUUGCCAUCCCUGAGAACAAAACUGUCCACAACUACAGCGCCCAGACCAUGAAUUCCACAGAGCUUGCUAAGAAGCAGAUGCUUAAAGAGAUGGCCAAGGAGCCAAGAAAGAGAUUCACNUAUUCACAGAAUUACCUCUCAGCUAUGGUGGAUCUUCAGGACCCAAAGGAAGAGGAGAAGAAAGCCCAGAAGAAGUCCCGCCAGGCCUGGCUCACAGCCGGUGGGUUCCAAGUAUGGGGUCUUCAGAGCAGCACUGGAAGCAGCCAGCAGGAUCUUAGACUGCCACCCAUCAGAGAGCUAAAUGAGGAGUGGCAGGAAAACGCACUGUUUACUAAUGUGUUGAAGCCUGUGUUGGACCGGGAUAGGUGGACCUGGAGCCAGCGCCACCUGGAUUUUGACCUGUACAAGAAGCCGCCACUUUACUUUAAGUUGCCCCGUCUUCCAUCUCCAAAGGGCGCAUCUGGUAGGAGGCGAAAGGCAAAGAUUGGGUCUUCAGGACGGCGUUGGCGAAGUCGAGUUCCAUCAAAGCCACUUAGUUCCCCUGAAAGUUCCUCUACGCACCCUCAAGACUUAUUCUCUCUUAGUGACCAUCACCUGGUACUAAAGACUCUGUCUCGCCUAACCUCUGCAUCUCGUGGAUCUUCAGUGGGACUAUACCACCCAAAUCCCACCUUCCACAGCCGUUGGUUUCAUUAAAAUGUAGUAUAAGGAAGGGACCAUUCUCGGUACCCAUAACCCUGUUACAAAUGCACACUGGU
This is a messenger RNA of Mus caroli (Ryukyu mouse), 3600 nucleotides long. Lineage: Eukaryota; Metazoa; Chordata; Mammalia; Rodentia; Muridae. The record is from RefSeq and is a predicted model, not a curated record.